GCCAGUUUAUAAAUAUUUGUUGAUGGUUGUGGAACUUGGCGGACUUCGCUCAGUUAUCCCUUUUUUGGUUACUUUUUCUUUGACCUUGUUGUAAAUUCAGUUGUAGGUUUUAAUCAGGAUAGUGAAAACCAUAAAAAUGACCGUUGGAAAUGGCCAUAAUGAACUGGAAGAUCGAUUUGCACAUCUCUUGCAACCGAUCCGAGACUUGGCUAAAUCUUGGGAUGUUGAUAUUGCCAGCUAUCUUACAGAUUACUUGGAAGAGUUGGAACGAGUUACCAUUACUUUUGAUGAGGGGAAAACCACCAUGAAUUUUGCAGAAGCAGCUUUAUUAAUUCAAGGAUCAGCUUGUGUUUAUAGUAAAAAGGUUGAAAAUUUAUACAGUUUAGUUUUCCAAGUUAUGGAUGUUAUUUCAAAUAAGAAAAACAAGCAGAAGAAUUCAGCAUCUGGUAAUAAUGAUAAUGAUGGUGGUGAUGAUGAUGAUGAAGAUGAAGAGUUUUUAUCGUUGGAUAAUAUACCUAUUGGUAAGAAUAUCACAAUGAGAGAGGGUGAUAAGUCUGUACUACCAGUAAAACUAACACCAUUAGCAAUUAUUCCAUUAGGAAAUACAGAAAGAGGACAAAAUCCUUUAUUAAGUAAAACAGGAGAGAUUUUGGGUAGUAGAGAUGAUUUUAAAAUGAAUACAUGUUAUAUACAUAAAAGUGGCGCCAUGUUGUUAGACAUGUCAUAUAUGGCUCUUCUACAGAUGUCAUUACAAUUCCCACAUUUACAUAAUACUGUUGAACCAAUGGUGCCUAUAGCUGAGGUUCCUGAAACAGACACGACCUCAAGUGCUACUUUAACAGAACAAAUGGAAGAGUUACCUACCCCACCAGCAGCCGAUGUAUCUAUGAAUGAAGAAGCUCCUCCAUUAUUUGAAAAUGAUGAAGGUAUAGAUGAGAAUAUACCACAAGUACCAGAACCAGAAAUAAGGGAGAGAUUAAGAGUCAGAAAACCUAUAAUAGAAAAAGUUGUCACAAGAAAACCGUUAUCAGAUAUAUUUAUAGAACUUGAUCCUUAUAGUUUGUCAGAUAAACCAGAUAAAAAUAUCGGCAAAGGAAAGGUUUUAAAAACACCCGCAGAAUUGAAAGAUGAUGAUGAUACAAACAGAAAGAGAAAGCGUAAACCAGUUCCAGAAAAACCAAAAGUACCGUUAUCUGUUUUUAUUCAAAAAUCAUGUUUCUCUCAUCAUGAAAAAUAUACAAAAACAGUUUUUAACACCCCAACUUUUGAAGCUUUAGAAAAUCAGUUUUGGAAAGAAUUUGUACGAAGAAAACAGAUUUGGACUAAAGAAAAGAAACUUAUUAAAUCAGUAAACUCCAAACAGUUAGAAGAAUUUGAAGAUAGGGAAAUUGAAAUCCCAGAUGCUGAUGAGUUUGGAGGGGGAGAAGAUGAUGUUGAUGAUGAUGUUGUUGAUAAUGGGUUAGAAGCAGCACCAGCGUUUGAUAUAUCUGUUGGUCAUGAGCGUGACAUGAUUCAUAAUUUUACUUUUAAUAGAGAUGAACUUACAAGUUAUGAAGAAUUAGCAAGACAACAUAUAGAAAGGUUUAUGGCCUGUGGUAAUUAUUUUCAUACAACAGAAAUUGCUCAGAAAGUGGCUGAAUGGGAAGAAAAGAUAUUACCUAGGCUAGAAGCAGAGGAACAUCGUCCAGCCUUUGAUAUUCAUCAAUAUGGUAGCCAGAUAUUGGACGAAUUAACUGUUAAAACAAGAGUUAAAUUUGCUCACAUUGCUGCUGGAAAACCUGAUCAUGAAAUCUGUCGUUUAUUCUCAUCACUUUUACAAUUGGUCAAUGCAGGAAAUAUCCAGAUACAUAAACAUGAGAAUUUCCUGAAAGCAAUGGAUGAAUUUGAACUGGAAUUAUUGAGUAUGGUACGACAUCAUGAAGAGUUAGCUAACAAACAAUACGAUGCACCCUCACAGUCAAAUUCUGGUGAAGCUAUUUCUGUUUGAUGAUCAACUGAUGUUUUAUUUCUACAACUAUGUUUUUAUUGACAAAAAUAUAUGAACAUUUUUCUUUAUUGGAAAUUGUCCUAACUAGCUGGUGACUUAAUUGUACAUGUAUUCAAUUCAUGUCACGUAACUUGCUGUCUUAAAGGGCAACCAAAUAGAUAGUCUAUGAAUAUAAUAAAAACUCUAUAUCCUUGAAGGAAUAUAUCCAAACAACUGCUGGGAAAGUGUAUCAUAUUUAUAUUUAUCAAGAUAUUUCAAGGGAAGAUAUUUUCACCUUCGAAAAAUUCACCACCAUUAUUUAGUUCACUUGGAAGAUGAUCAAUCAAAGAGUAUCAGGGUUACCGUGCAAUGUACAAGUAAUAAGAGUGCCAAGAUAUCAAGUUUCAUUUAUUUUGGGUAAUUAAGUGAUUUGAAUCUGCAUGUAUAUGAUUUUGUCCUGGCCAUUAGAAAUAUUUAAAUGAAAAAAUAAGUUCUGCAGUUUGAACAUAUAACCUAAUUAUGUUUUUUCAAGGCAAUAUUUAUAUUAGAAGACUGUCAUUAGAAUUGAAGCACAAAAUAUUUACAUGUAUAUAGGAAUGGCCAGACUUAAUUCAGAACUUAAAACACAUGAAAUUAACUGUUUGAGGUGUACCUAAAUUACCAUUGUUAUUUAUUGAAUUAAGUUGUGAUAAAAUUUGUAAACCUUUUGGGGGAGAUGGAUGGCCGUAUGGUUGGCACGCGCUGUAUCAUACAGUCUGUCAUUGAGUCGACUGGCGGGGUUUCAAUUCCCCGGUUGUACGUGACAAGGGGUAGGGUCGCCUGUCCAACCUCGUGGGUUUUCUCUGGGUCCCCCGGUUUCCGCCUACUGCUAAAGACCCCUACACGCAAGUGAAUUAAUGAAAUAAAAUUGAACCAUGUGUUCGUCCCGAAAUGACCUAGUUUGUGUUGAGUGGACGUUAAACCCCAUUUCUCUCGCUCUCUGUAAACCUUUUGGAUAUGAUCAUUUAUUAAAAGGUAGAUUUUUACGUGAAGUUAUGGUUAAUUCUUUUAAUAACUGGAUUUUUAAAUAUGUAAAUAAAAUUGAAAUAUUUGAUAUACUUGCCGUUUAAUAGAAAUUGUAAAUACUGUAUAUAAAAAAAGUAAUUAUAUA
Messenger RNA from Patella vulgata (common limpet), 3116 nucleotides. RefSeq names its product condensin-2 complex subunit H2. The record is from RefSeq and is a predicted model, not a curated record. Gene Ontology annotation, biological process: meiotic chromosome condensation; mitotic sister chromatid separation. The transcript has 20 exons. Lineage: Eukaryota; Metazoa; Mollusca; Gastropoda; Patellidae. Gene Ontology annotation, molecular function: chromatin binding. Gene Ontology annotation, cellular component: nucleus; condensin complex. Bases 137 to 1987 code for a protein of 616 amino acids.